CGGCGUGUUUUCGUUUUGACCGCCGACAUGGCGCUGGUUGGGCUGGUGGUGCGGCGAGCUGCGUUGCCGGCAGUUGGGGGGCUAAGCAGGCCCAGGCGGUCGCCGUGUUUCGCUUCGGGGUUCCUGCCUUGCAGACACGCGGCCCAUUUCACUUUCCAUCCGGACCAGGAGCCUAGCCAGCAUGGCCAAACACAAAAAAUGAAUCUUUUCCAGUCUGUAACGAGUGCCUUGGAUAAUGUCUUGUCUAAAGAUCCAACUGCAGUAAUAUUUGGUGAAGAUGUAGCCUUUGGUGGAGUCUUCAGGUGCACCCUAGGCUUGAGAGACAAAUAUGGUAAAGACAGAGUUUUCAAUACACCCUUAUGUGAACAAGGAAUUGUAGGAUUUGGCAUUGGAGUUGCAGUUGCUGGGGCUACAGCUAUUGCAGAAAUUCAGUUUGCUGAUUACAUUUUCCCUGCCUUUGAUCAGAUUGUUAAUGAGGCAGCAAAGUAUCGUUAUCGGUCUGGAGAUCUCUUCAACUGUGGAAGUCUCACAAUAAGAGCACCUUGGGGUUGUGUGGGUCAUGGUGCAUUAUAUCACUCCCAAAGUCCAGAAGCCUUUUUUGCUCAUUGUCCUGGGCUAAAGGUUGUUAUUCCAAGAAGUCCUAUUGAAGCUAAAGGACUAUUGCUAUCAUGCAUAGAAGAUAAAAACCCUUGUAUAUUCUUUGAGCCAAAAAUAUUGUACAGAGCAGCAGUGGAACAAGUCCCUGUGGAGCCAUACUACAUUCCACUUUCUCAAGCAGAAGUGCUGCAGGACGGAAGUGAUGUUACACUGGUGGCGUGGGGCACUCAGGUUCAUGUUAUCAAAGAGGUAGCAGUUAUGGCUCAAGAAAAACUUGGCGUAUCCUGUGAAGUAAUUGAUCUGAAGACUAUUCUACCUUGGGAUGCAGAUACUGUAUGCAAGUCUGUGGCAAAGACUGGACGAUUGCUAAUCAGCCAUGAAGCCCCUCUUACAGGAGGUUUUGCAUCUGAGAUUAGCUCCACAGUUCAGGAGGAGUGUUUCUUGAAUCUAGAGGCUCCUAUUUCAAGGGUCUGUGGUUAUGAUACGCCAUUCCCUCACAUUUUUGAACCCUUCUAUAUCCCAGACAAAUGGAAAUGCUAUGAUGCUCUUCGGAAAAUGAUAAAUUAUUGAUUAAACAGGUCCCAUGACACUGGAAAUAAGCAUUCUGUGAUUGGAAAUAGCUGCUGGGAAAAGGGGAAAGCAGAACAAAUCCGGCUCCAUCUCCACCUUCUGCUGAGAUGGCAGUAGCAAGAAUUUCAUUGUUGAAAAAAAGUUUUGCUUACUGGCUCAAGGUUAACUAGUGAACUUCAUGGCUGAUGGGAAUCUGAACCCAGAUCUUCUAGUCUGUAAACAUACCCAUUCACUGAUGAGAGAGAGAUUUUGGUAGAUGUGCAGAAUUUAUAUAUGCAGAAAGAUAUUACUCUGUUCUCCCAUCCAAGCAGAUUGCAAGAAUGAGUUAAAACCAGUGAAAAUUAGGAAAUAAAGGAAAACAGAAUGUAAGGGUCCCAGACAGCCAAUUUGCCCAUCACCAUUCAACAAAUAUAAUUUUCCUUGACUUAAAGGGUACACCCAGCCAUAGUAGGAUUUCUCCUCCUCCCCCCUCCCUCUUUGCCAGAAAUCUGCCUCCAUGAAUAUAUUUCUGUAGCACUGUGUAGCUGGCUUUGUGGAAGUAAAGCUCGCUUCCCCAGCUGGGGAGUCUGGAAGCUACAUUUGCCAUUUUCUUAUCAUUCCCUCCCCACAAAUGUUUUAGGUGAUAAGGAAUGUUAUUCCAUUGCCGCCCCACCUCUGGUCCCACUAAUCCAACACCAAGACACAGUUUUAAUAGGAAAGGAGUGAAAUAGCAGUUGAUCCUAUGGAAGGGCAUCCCUGCUUCUCCUCUCCAUUUAGUAAUAAUGUAAUUUCUUACAUAGGAAAAUGCUUACGCAUUCUGAGUUCCGAUUACUUUGAUGAUUGAUGAAACUCAUUCACUCUUAAUAUAUCAGAAUUUAAAGCUAAGGUCUUUCUUGUUUUACUGUAUAAUGUUCAUAUCUCACAUUCACGCUUGUAUUAGUUUCAUUUUUAAAAGUCCUUUGCCAUUGUUGUUCAGUAUGAUUCCAAUCUUUUUCUGAAUAGGAAAGUCUAUUGCCUAUGGAUUGUAUCCUUUCAAGGCCCCUUCAUUAACUGAAUAAAACUCCUUUUGGUGGAACAAGUCUUUGACUGCCAGAGGAAGGCCUUUUUUCUUCUACCUGAAGGGGGGCCUUGUCGGAACUGAACCUACAUAAAUGCUGUUUCAUAGUGCUACUGUGAAGCUAGCAAGUUAGAUUGUGUGUUAUCAUUUCCACUGUAGCACUUCCUUUCUUUAGCACAGCUAAAUCAAUAUUUUUCCCAAAGAAAUAAGACCUAUAAUUUAAUCUUUUUGCAUAUUUAAAAUGGAGCAUAAACUGGGUAUAAAUAUCAUUUAAUUAUAGAACUUGUCUGUUUUCUGUGCUGAAGAUGAAUACGUUAAUGUUUUUUGUGUAGAUUUAUGUAGAAUGAAAGAUUAAUUGACAAGUGAAUAUAGGUCUGUUGUAUUCCUUGUUUCAGCUGAAAAUCUGUCAAGAUGCUGUGCAUUUUAUAAAGAUUUUUACUGGUACUAA
Messenger RNA from Heteronotia binoei (common prickly gecko), 2651 nucleotides. It is a transcript of the gene BCKDHB, whose product is annotated as branched chain keto acid dehydrogenase E1 subunit beta. The record is from RefSeq and is a predicted model, not a curated record. Gene Ontology annotation, molecular function: catalytic activity. Lineage: Eukaryota; Metazoa; Chordata; Lepidosauria; Squamata; Gekkonidae. The coding region runs from base 28 to 1167 and encodes 379 amino acids. The transcript has 11 exons. Gene Ontology annotation, biological process: branched-chain amino acid catabolic process; response to nutrient.